AUGAGCACAACCCACCGCCAGCUUGCCCUUUCCCACGGCGACAUAGAACACACGAUUUUGGUGCCCACACCGCUAUUUUUCAAGUACUCCCAGUUGAAAGAGCAGUUUGUCAAGACGUUGCCGGUUGCAACUGAAGGAUUCGCCUCCGACGAUGAGCCUGCCUCUCCUGCCGAGUUGUUUGCCAAAUUUGUAGGCUUCACUGCCUCUUUGGUUGAUCCCGCUGCUUCGGGAGAGUUUGACGAGAUCUUGCCUGCUGUCUUGCAAGAAUUCCAACUGAGAUUCUUCCCCAACUCAGAUAUUCACAGCUUCGCUGCCCAAUUGCUUGCCGAUGAGACAUACCCAACAACUGCUGCAAAGUCCAGAGAGGUGAUCAAACACUACUUUGAUGCUGUGAUGGCCUCCAAGACGCCUAUUCCAAGGCAGCUGUCGGACUUGAUCCAAAGCUCUGCCCAACGUGUAGCCAAGACAGUGGCCAUUUUUGGCGGCCAGGGUAAUACCGACGACUAUUUCGAGGAAUUGAGAGAGUUGAACUACAUGUACCACGGGCUUCUCUCCGACUUGCUUCAGAAAUUCGCCGCCAAAUUGACCCAGUUGGUCAAGUCCACUUCAAACGUCGACAAGAUCUACACCCAGGGCUUCGACAUUUUGACCUGGUUGAACCACCCAGACCAGACCCCAGACCAGGAGUACUUGUUGAGUGUGCCAGUGUCGUGUCCCUUGAUCUGCGUGAUCCAGUUGUGUCACUAUGCUGUCACUUGCAAGACCUUGGGCAUCACGCCCGGUGAAUUCAGAGACGCCUUGGUCGGUGCUACAGGCCACUCUCAGGGUUUGGUCACUGCUGUGGCCAUUGCUUCUGCCGACUCGUGGGAGUCUUUUGUCGAGAACUCCAUUAAGGCCAUUUCCUUGUUGUUCUUCAUUGGUGCCAGAUGCUUGACCGCUUACCCUAGAACGUCUUUGCCUCCAACUAUGUUGCAGGACUCUUUGGAAAACGGCGAAGGAAGACCUUCCCCCAUGUUGUCUGUCAGGGACUUGUCCCUUUCAGAUGUCGAGAAGUUCAUCAAGCAGACCAACGCUCACUUGCCUUCAGAAAAGCAUGUGGCCAUUUCAUUGGUUAAUGGUGGUAGAAACAUGGUGGUUUCAGGUCCCCCAGAGUCUCUCUACGGUUUGAACUUGACCUUGAGAAACAACAAGGCUCCUUCCGGUUUGGACCAAGCCCGUGUCCCAUACUCUGAGCGUAAGAUGAAGUUUUCCAAUAGAUUCUUGCCAAUCUUCGCUCCUUUCCACUCCCACUUGUUGGAGCCAGCCACCGACAUGAUAUUGGCUGACGUUCAAAACGAGGGGUUGGUUUUUGCGUCUUUCGACAUCAAGAUUCCCGUCUACGACACAUACUCCGGUGAGAAUUUCCAGAACGCUAAAGGCGAUGUCAUCGACAGACUCGUCAAGUGCAUUACUGAGUUGCCUGUUCACUGGGAGGUUGCUACCAACUUCGACAGCACCCACUUGUUGGAUUUCGGCCCUGGUGGCGUUUCCGGCUUGGGUGUUUUGACCCACAGAAACAAAGAGGGCACUGGCUCUCGUGUCAUUAUCUCUGGUACCAUAGACACCAACCCUGACGACGAGUAUGGCUUCAAGCAGGAGAUCUUCAACAAAACCCGCAAUUCCAUCAAAUGGGCUCCAAACUGGUUGGACGAAUACAAGCCUAAAUUGGUGAAGACGAAGGCUGGAAAGGUUUACGUCGACACCAAAUUCUCCAGAUUGCUCGGCAGAGCUCCAUUGAUGGUUCCUGGUAUGACUCCAACCACUGUCAACACAGACAUUGUCUCUGCCACAAUCAACGCUGGCUACCACAUCGAGUUGGCUGGAGGUGGCUACUUUGAGCCCAACGGUAUGAAGAGAGCUUUGGCUGAGGUGGCUUCUAGAGUCACUCCAGGCUCCGGAAUCGGCAUCAACUUGAUCUACGUCAACCCUAGAAUGUUGCAGUGGGGUAUACCAUUGAUCAAGGAAUUGAGAUCCAAGGGCUUCCCUAUCCAGUCGUUGACCAUCGGUGCCGGUGUUCCUUCUUUGGAGGUUGCCACUGAGUACAUUGAAGAAUUGGGCUUGACCCACUUGGGCUUGAAGCCAGGCUCCAUCGACUCCAUCAAUCAGUCUAUUACCAUUGCUAAGGCUCAUCCAAACUUCCCAAUUGUUUUGCAGUGGACUGGCGGUAGAGGUGGUGGCCACCACUCUUACGAGGACUUCCACCAGCCUAUUUUGCAGAUGUACGCUAAGAUCAGAAAGUGCUCAAAUAUUGUCUUGGUUGCUGGAUCCGGUUUCGGCUCGGAUGAAGACACUUACCCCUACUUGACUGGUUCCUGGUCCAAGAGAUUCAACUACCCACCAAUGCCUUUUGACGGUGUCUUGUUCGGUUCUAGAGUUAUGACCGCUAAGGAGGCUCACACCUCGUUGGCAGCUAAGCAGGCUAUUUCUGAAUGUUCUGGUGUUGAUGACAGCAAAUGGGAAGCCACUUACAAAAAGCCUACCGGUGGUAUCGUUACCGUCAGAUCUGAAAUGGGUGAGCCAAUUCACAAGAUUGCCACCAGAGGUGUCAUGUUCUGGAAAGAGUUGGACGAGACAAUUUUCAACUUGCCUAAGAACAAGCUCUUGGAAGCCUUGACCAAAAAGAAGGACUACAUCAUCAACAAGUUGAACAAGGACUUCCAGAAGCCAUGGUUUGGCCGCAACACUCAGGGUGUUUGUGACUUGGAGGACAUGACCUACCAGGAAGUGGUCAACCGCAUGAUCGAGUUGAUGUACGUGAAGAAGUCUGAACGUUGGAUUGACGUCUCUUUGAGAAACUUCACCGGUGACUUCUUAAGAAGAGUCGAAGAAAGAUUCACUUCCAAGUCCGGCAAGGAAUCCUUGCUUCAGAACUACGCUCAGUUGCAGACUGCCCCUCAGAAAUUCAUUGACACCUUCUUCGACUCCUUCCCUACUGCUAAGACCCAGUUGAUCUCCGAGGAGGACUGUGACUACUUCUUGAUGUUGUGCGCUAGACCAACACAAAAACCUGCUCCUUUUGUUCCAGUGUUGGACGAGAGAUUCGAGUUCUUCUUCAAAAAGGACUCCUUGUGGCAGUCUGAGGACUUGGAGUCUGUUGUCGAUGAGGAUGUCCAGAGAACAUGUAUCCUUCACGGUCCUGUUGCUGCCCAAUUCACCAACAAGGUUAAUGAGCCAAUCAAGGACAUUUUGGACAACAUUCAUGAGGGUCACAUUGCUAGAUUGCUCAAGGAUGCUUACAGCGGUGACAGCUCCAAGAUUCCUGUUGUCGAAUACUUUGGUAAGGAGGCGUCGGGUCCGGUCGAAUCCGUCACUGGUGUCACCAUCGAGAAGACUGCUAACAAGACCGUUUACAGGAUUGGUUCUUCCGUGCCUGAUCAGAAGCAAUGGCUCGCAUUGUUGGCGGGCUCUGAAUUGAGCUGGUUGUAUGCUUUUAUUUCCAAUGAGAGAGUUGUUCAGGGCAUAAACCACGUUGCUAAUUCUGUCAAGGACGUUUUAGGUCCAGCUCCUAACAUGGAGGCCGUUAUUACAAACGCUGGCUCAGACAAGGCUAAUCUCUCGCUUUACGAGACCGUCCAGGGUGACUUCAAGAAGGUUGCUGAGAUUAAGAAAACCACCGAGGGCUUGAUCCAGAUGUCGUUGAUUGAACACAGAACUGCUGAUGGCAAGCCUGUUGAAUUACCUUUCCUCUACAAAUACGUACCAGAGGACGGUUUUGCUCCUAUUGUUGAGGUUAUGGAGGGCAGAAACGACAGAAUCAAGGAGUUCUAUUGGAAAUUGUGGUUCGGCUCCGAGGUGCCAGUGGACCUUGAUAUCAAUGUUAACCAGGCCAUUCCUGGUGACAACGUCACCAUCUCUGGUAAGGAUAUAUCUGAGUUCACCCACGCCAUUGGUAACACAUGCGAGGCCUUCAUUCCAAGACCUAACAAGCAGACCUUGGCCCCAAUGGAUUUCGCCAUUGUUGUGGGUUGGAAGGCCAUCAUGAAGGCAAUUUUCCCUAAGACAGUUGACGGUGACUUGUUGAAGUUGGUGCACUUGUCGAAUGGCUACAGAAUGAUUCCUGGCGCCGAACCAUUGAAGAAGGACGAUGUUGUUUCCUCUGAAGCUUUGAUCAAGGCUGUGUUGAACCAGCCUUCUGGUAAGAUGGUCGAGGUUGUUGGAACUAUCACCAGAGAAGGCAAGCCUGUCAUGGAGGUCACCUCUCAAUUCUUGUACCGUGGUGAGUAUGAGGACUUCGAAAACACUUUCCAAAAGGUCACAGAAGACCCAUUCCAAAUCGCGUUCAAGUCCGCUAAGGAUUUGGCCAUCUUGAGAUCCAAGGAAUGGUUUCACUUGGAGAAGGAUGUUGAGUUACUCAAUCAGAUUUUGACCUUCAGAUGCGAGUCAACCUACAAGUUCAAGGCCGCUAAUGUGUACUCGUCCAUCAAGACCGUUGGUAAGGUAUACUUGGAGUUGCCAACCAAGGAGGUUAUUCAGGUCGGCUCGAUCGAUUACGAGGCUGGCGUCUCUUACGGUAACCCAGUCAUUGACUACUUCUCGAGAAACGGUAACACCAUUGAGCAGGCUGUGAAAUUCGAGAACGCCAUUCCUCUUUCUUCAGGUGAGAAAUUGACCUCCAAGGCUCCCUCCACCAACGAGCCCUACGCCAAAGUGUCUGGUGACUACAACCCUAUCCACGUUUCCCGUGUGUUUGCAUCCUACGCUAAGUUGCCAGGCACUAUCACCCACGGCAUGUACUCUUCUGGCUCCAUCAGAUCCUUGGUGGAGCAGUGGGCUGCCAACAGUGUUGCCUCCAGAGUCAGAGCUUUCAAGGCUGACUUUGUUGGUAUGGUGUUGCCAAACGACACUCUCCAAACCUCUUUGGGGCAUAUUGGUAUGGUUAAUGGUCGUAAGAUUAUCAAGGUUGAAACCAGAAAUGUCGAGACCGACACCCCUGUGUUGAUGGGAGAGGCCGAGAUUGAGCAGCCAGUCACCACUUACGUCUUUACUGGCCAGGGAUCUCAGGAGCAAGGUAUGGGUAUGGACUUGUACAACUCCUCUGAAGUCGCUCGUGAGGUUUGGGACCGUGCCGACCGUCACUUCGUCGACAACUACGGCUUUUCCAUUCUUGACAUUGUCAAGAACAACCCUAACGAAUUGACUGUUCACUUCGGUGGUGCAAAGGGUAGAAGAAUUAGAGACAACUACAUCUCCAUGAUGUUCGAGACAAUUGGUGAAGACGGCGAGAUCAAGUCAGAGAAGAUCUUCAAGGACAUUGACCAUACCACCACUUCCUACACCUUCCUUUCUCCAACUGGUUUGUUGUCUGCAACGCAGUUCACUCAGCCCGCCUUGACUUUGAUGGAGAAGGCCUCUUACGAGGACAUUAAGUCCAAAGGAUUGGUUCCUUCAGAUGUUAUGUUCGCUGGUCACUCGCUUGGUGAGUACUCUGCUCUCUCUUCGUUAGCCAAUGUCAUGCCAAUUGAGUCGCUCGUCGACGUUGUCUUCUACAGAGGUAUGACCAUGCAAGUUGCAGUUCCAAGAGACGAGUUGGGCAGAUCCAACUAUGGUAUGUGCGCUGUGAACCCAACGAGAGUGAAUCCAAGCUUCAACGACGCUGCCUUGAGAUUUGUUGUGGAUGAAGUUGCCACCAAGACCGGCUGGUUGUUGGAAAUUGUUAACUACAACGUUGAGAACACCCAGUAUGUGACUGCUGGUGACUUGAGAGCAUUGGACACUUUGACCAACGUGUUGAAUGUCAUCAAGUUGAACAAGAUUGAUAUUGUGAAGUUGCAAGAGCAGAUGUCCUUAGAUGACGUUAAAAAACACUUGAAGGAGAUCAUUGACGAGGUUUCUGCUCAGUCGAUUGCCAAACCUCAGCCAAUUGAUUUGCAGAGGGGUUUUGCUGUAAUUCCAUUGAAGGGUAUUUCUGUGCCUUUCCACUCUUCAUACUUGAUGUCUGGUGUGAAGCCAUUCCAGAGAUUCUUGUGCAAGAAGAUUCCUAAAUCUUCUGUGAAGCCCAAGGAUUUGAUCAACAAGUACAUUCCGAAUUUGACUGCCAAGCCAUUCCAGAUCACCAAGGAGUACUUCGAGGAAGUCUACCAAUUGACCAAGUCAGAGAAACUUAAGAGCAUUCUUGACAACUGGGAGUCCUACGAGAAGGCUUGA
Messenger RNA from Candidozyma auris, 6183 nucleotides. It is a transcript of the gene FAS1, whose product is annotated as tetrafunctional fatty acid synthase subunit FAS1. The record is from RefSeq and is a predicted model, not a curated record. Gene Ontology annotation, molecular function: fatty acid synthase activity; [acyl-carrier-protein] S-malonyltransferase activity; [acyl-carrier-protein] S-acetyltransferase activity. Gene Ontology annotation, biological process: long-chain fatty acid biosynthetic process. The transcript has a single exon. Gene Ontology annotation, cellular component: fatty acid synthase complex. Bases 1 to 6183 code for a protein of 2060 amino acids. NCBI's taxonomy places the organism in Eukaryota, Fungi, Ascomycota, Pichiomycetes, Serinales, Metschnikowiaceae.